Molecule: messenger RNA, 2608 nt
Organism: Cuscuta campestris
Lineage: Eukaryota; Viridiplantae; Streptophyta; Magnoliopsida; Solanales; Convolvulaceae
Source: the annotation of a GenBank genome assembly
AUAUCCAUUCGUCAUUCGAUUUCAAAAUUGUUGGUUUGGUUCCCUUCUAAAUGAAAAAAGGGGAAAAAAGAAAAAAAAUGUAAUACUCCACCUGGAAAAAGAUCAGUUAUCAUUAGAUAGAUCUAACGCCGUUGCGCUCACUUUGAGUCGCUGGCAGAGAGAAUGACGGAUCUAUACUCUCAUCAGCGGCCGCCGUCGACGCCGGGAGCCCCGCCGCGAUCCGCCACAGACCUUUUUGGUGAUCCGACAGACGCCGACCCACCGCAAUGGCUAAAUCCUUCUCUCUUCCUGGCUCCGGACUUCGACGCGGAGACGUACAUUUCAGACCUCCGCACAUUCGUCCCGCUCGACACUCUCCGUUCGGAGCUCCGGUCUCAUCUCUCAUCCCUUCAACGCGACCUCGUCGACCUAAUCAACCGUGACUACGGCGAUUUCGUCAGCCUCAGUACCAAGCUGACCGACGUUGACGCCGCCGUUGUGCGUAUGCGUGCCCCUUUGCUCGAGAUCCGCCACAAGAUCUCGACUUUCCGGGAGGCCGUGGAAAGCUCUCUCGGCGCUCUCAACUCACGGCUCAAGCAGAGAGCAGAUGCCGGUGAGGCUAGGGAAGUUCUAGAGCUCUUGCUUGAUACAUUCCACGUUGUGUCGAAGGUAGAGAAAUUGAUCAAGGAAUUGCCAAGUGGAACAGCCAAUUUUGCAAAUGGAAUAGUCAGUUAUGCGGAAAAUGGUUAUUUAAGCAAUGGGGUCUCGUUUCAGCAUACUGAGAAGGGAUCGAAUCUGAGAGAAACUCAAAGCAUGCAUCUUGAGAGAAUUGCAAGCGAGAUGAAUAGACUGAAGUUCUACAUCUCUCAUUCACAGAAUAUGCCUUUCAUUGAGAACAUGGAGAAGAGGACACUGAAUGCUAGCUCAUUAUUGGAGACUUGCCUUGGACAUACUCUUGUUGAUGGACUUGAACAUAGGGAUACAAACGCAGUCUACAAUUGUUUGCGUGCAUAUGCUGCCAUUGAUAAUACUAGGAAUGCUGAAGAUAUAUUUCGCUCAACUGUGGUGGCACCAUUGAUCCAUAAAGUCAUCCCACAAGGUCUUGGAAUUUCUGGGGCAUCUGUGGAUGGACUUGAACAGGACUAUGAAAAAAUUAAGGAUUAUAUAGUUGCAGAUUGUAAAUUUUUACUGGAUAUUUCGUCAACUGAAAAUUCAGGCCUGCAUGUAUCAAGUUUCCUUGCAAAUUCUAUUCUUAGAGAGAUGCACUCUUCUAUCCAAAAAGGGAAACCAGGCGUGUUUUCUCCUGGAAGACCUACAGAGUUCUUGAAAAAUUACAAAGCAAGCUUGGAUUUUUUGGCUUAUUUAGAAGGUUACUGUCCUUCAAGAUCUGAAGUGAUCAAGUUUCGAUCUGAAGCUGCAUAUACUGAUUUCAUGAAGCAAUGGAAUGUUGGGGUCUAUUUCUCGUUAAGAUUUCAGGAGAUCGCUGGGGCCUUAGAUUCUGCCCUUUUGCUUCCCAGCCUUGCACAAACAUCCUCUGAGGAUCCAAGAUCUCAAGAGCUAGUUUUGAAGCAGAGUGCUACCCUUCUGAAGUGUUUGAGAUCCUGCUGGAGUGAUGAUGUUCUUGUGCUUUCUUGCUCUGACAAGUUUCUACGGUUAUCUUUGCAACUUCUUUCCAGAUAUUGUAGUUGGUUGUCUGCUGGAUUGAGUGCACGGGAAGCUGGCAAGGCAGAUCCUAGUCCAGGAUGCGAGUGGGCUAUUUCUUCUGCCUCAGAUGACUUUGUCUAUAUAAUUCAUGAUAUGAAUUGCUUAGCGGAGGAAAUUUGUGGGGCCUACGUUGAUCACGUGCUUGAGUUGCUCAAUUCUUGCCCUACUCAAGUACUUGACUUUGUAAAGCAGAGUAUUUUACAAGGUGUGAAAUCUCUCAAAGAUCUCCUGCCCCUUGUGAUAAGUGCAGUAAUUGAGACAAUAGUUGAGAAGGCUGUGAAGGAUAUUAUACAAUUGAAGGGCAUAACUGCCACAUAUAGAAUGACAAAUAAGCCCCUACCUGUCAAGCAUUCCCCAUAUGUUUCAGGUGUACUCCGACCAUUAAAGGUGUUUUUGGAGGGAGAACGGGCCACCAGAUACCUAACAAAGGAACUUAGGAACGAGCUCUUGCAAGGUGCUGCCUUCAAAAUCACUGACCGUUUUUUUGAAUUAGCUUCAGACCUUGCCAAUUUGGCUCGGAAAACAGAGUCUUCGCUUCAGAAGAUACGUUUGGGUGCUCAAAGAAGGGCAGGAGCAAGCUCAGACAUUUCUGAUCAUAAUAUAUCCGACACAGACAAGAUUUGUAUGCAGCUGUUUCUCGACAUUCAGGAAUACGCCCGAAACCUGUCUUCACUAGGGAUAGACGCUGCUUCUAUUCCUUCAUACUGUUCCUUAUGGCAGUGUGUUGCCCCGCCGGAAUGGAAAAACACAAUAAGCUUUUAGAGAUAUGCAUGGAAAAAGGCAGCGUUAUAAGCUCUUCCUUUUCCUUCUGUUCAUUAGACUGUCUACCAGAGGAAUUCUCCCUCAGCUCUGCUGGAAAAAGAUGUAUUUCAAAGUCACAUAUAAGCUGACAAGUGAUUCUCAGCUGAGAAAUAUCAACAAGUUU